Penicillium verhagenii is the source of this 1518-nucleotide messenger RNA. Its product is annotated as RUS1 family protein. The transcript has 7 exons. Lineage: Eukaryota; Fungi; Ascomycota; Eurotiomycetes; Eurotiales; Aspergillaceae. The record is from RefSeq and is a predicted model, not a curated record. The coding region runs from base 1 to 1518 and encodes 505 amino acids.
AUGGCAUCUCAAGCCAACAACAGAUUAGCCUUUCAAGAGACAGACGAGACAGACAGUCCAACCGCGACCUAUGUCUUCUCCGAGCAAGAUUCAUCAAAAGGAUCCCGAGCGCGGGUGGAUGUUAUGAGCUCGCCGCCUACUUCAUCAUGGUCCGCCAAGCCUCUCGUAACCACGCUGAGGGAUAUCUUUUUACCAUCCGGAUACCCUCAAAGUGUGAGCGACGACUAUCUACCAUAUCAAAUUUUUGAUUCCCUGCAAGCAUUCUGCAGCUCCAUCGCCGGCCUUCUCUCCUCGCGAGCGGUAUUACAAGGAGUCGGCGUGGGCAAUGCCAGCGCUUCACCAACAAAUGCUCUCCUUCUGCACAUCCUGCAAGACUCCUCCGGGCGCGUCGCAACAAUCCUGUUCGCGCACAGAGUCGGCACAGCGCUUGAGCCGGAAUGCAAGACAUACCGACUAGCAGCAGAUGUGUUCAACGACAUCGCCAUGAUCCUCGACUGUCUUUCGCCCAUGGUGCCGGCCGGCGUAGCGCGAGUAACUGUCCUCAGCGCAGCCGGGAUCCUACGAGCUCUAUGCGGCGUAGCAGGCGGAAGUUCAAAAGCGAGCCUGAGUGCCCAUUUCUCGCGAUGGGGCAAUCUGGCCGAGCUUAAUGCGAAAGAUUCCUCUCAGGAGACUGUGAUAUCCCUCCUAGGCAUGCUUGUCGGUUCGCUCGUCAUAUCACAUAUAACAGGCUUCAAAACCACCUGGGCUGCGCUCCUCGUCCUCCUCGCAGCCCACCUAAGCCUAAACUACGCCGCCGUGCGCGCCGUGCAAAUGACCAGUCUAAACCGACAACGAGCAAACAUCGUCUUCUCAGCCUUCCUCUCCUCACUCGACGACAGCCUCCUCACCACCAACCAGAGCACCAGCAAACAAGUCACCAGCAACAACAACAACAAGCAACCGACAAUCCUCACCCCAGCCCAAGCCUCACACCAAGAACGCAUCUUCCCCCGCGACGGCGUCCUAGAAUGGACCCCGUCCCCCUCCACACCAAGCACCUACCUCGGCACAGCCGAAAUAGGCGUAUCGCUCCCCCAGUUCCUCACCACCACCCACUCCCAUCCCCACUCCAGCACGACCACGAGCGGAGCAUCCUUCCAAACAAGCAUCCCAAUGGAAAAACUCCACAAGCUCUUCGCAGACGAAGGACACAUCCUCUUCCUCUUCCCGCGCGGCAGGGGGCAAGGCACGGCAAAGUCCACCUGGCACGCUUCCAUGCUGCUGAAGAAAGGGUGUUCGGUGCAAGCGCAGCUGAAAGCGUGGAUGCAUGCGCUCUUGGCAGCGCGUGUUUUGUCCGAGUCUGAGGUGCCGACUGAUGGGGGUGUAGAGGAUGUUUUCUCGGCUGUGGAGCGGACGCUUGGGGUGUUGAAUGCUGGUGCGAGUGAGCGGUGUUUUGCGGCGUUGGCUGGGGUGGGGUGGGUGCUUGAUAUUGGGGCGUUGGAGACGCGGGGUGGACGGCGGGUUGCUUGUGUUGAGUGA